UCCUGUAGCAAACAAACAACUUAUAUAUAUAACAUCAAUAUGAGUUCAACUGAAAAAAAUAAAAUUUUAAAAACUAAAAAGAAACGAAAAAGAAGUAAUGAGGAUGAUUUGCAGAGGUCAGCAAAGAAAGUAAAAGGUAAGAAUAAUAAUGAUGAGCAAAGCUCCCCUGCAAACCAACCUUUGCCCAAAGCUGGAGGAAAGAAACGUCUGAGAGACAACGAAGAACCACAGGAUGAAAUAAAAAGGAGAAAGGUAGAAAAUGAGGGGAAUAUAGAGAAGACCCCCGCUACCCAGCCUGAUGCAGGUAUCCAUGGUAAGAAACGUUGCCGGAGUUCAGAUGAGGGGAUUGCAUGGAAGCAAGUGAAAAAGAUGAAGUCUCCAGCAUGUCAGCCUGGACCAUCUCACUGCCCAACGGAGCAACCCAAGGAACCAGCAGAAGAAUGUUCCAGCUACAGUCCAAUCUCUAUUGAGAGAUUUUUCUUCCACCAACACUUAGGAAGUGGGAGUUAUGGCAAGGUGAUGUUGGCAAUGGACUCUGUCACAUCCCAAUAUAUAGCCAUAAAGACUCUAAAGAAGAGGAAGCUCCUAGAAGAAGAUGAGCGCGAGUUCAUAAUGGUGGAACAUCAGAUAUUGCAGAUAGCAAAUGAAUGCAAGUUCCUGACGGGAUUAUAUGCUGCAUUCCAUAAUAAGGAUUAUGUCUUCUAUGCUAUGGAAUAUUUACCUGGAGGAAGCUUAGGAGAACUGCUGUCAGCAAGAGGACCACUAAAUAUUGAAACUGUAAGGUUCAUAGCUGCAGAGUUGAUAUGCGGAAUCUCCUUUCUGCACUCCAAAGGCAUUGUCCAUCGUGACCUGAAGCCAGAAAAUAUCCUACUGGACUCUGUCGGUCAUAUUAAAAUAGCAGACUUUGGUCUCGCUCUAGAGAAUAUGUUUGAAGGACAGACAGCCACAGAAUACGCCGGAACUCCAGGGUACAUUGCACCAGAGAUGACAGGAAAAAAGAAAUACAAUGCGUCUGUCGACUGGUGGUCAUAUGGGAUUAUACUGUAUGAGAUGGUAACUGGAAAGAUGCCAUUCCAAUCCAUUCCAAAAGGUGAAAUCAAAUGUUUAAGGACUUUAAAAGGUGAUAUUAAGGAUCUCAUCACAAAGCUCCUGCGGAAAGAUCCUGCUGGUCGGCUUACAGAUGCAAGCAGCAUGAAAGCCCACCCUUUCUUUAAUCCAAUAGUUUGGGAGGACCUUGAAGCAGGUAGAAUGGAGCCCCCCUUCAGUAUGCCCAGAGUGAUGAUAACUGAAGAAGUGCUGCCACAUGAGCAGGUAUUAUGUUCAGAAGAAGAGAAGUCUCCAAUUGCUAAAAAGGACCAAUCACUCUUCAAAGGGUUCACAUAUGUGAGUCCCUGCUGGAGAGCAAGCUCAGCUCCAACUACUGAGCAACAGAUAGAAAAGAAGAAGGAAGAGAGAGAAAAAGAGAAGGAGAAAGAAAAAGAGAAAGAGGAGAAAGAGCAAGACCCUUACGAAAACCUGGCUGUCCAGGACAAAGCCGAACAGGUGGAAACCCUAGAUCCGAUGCGCCUAGAAGGGGCCUAA
Messenger RNA from Xenopus tropicalis (tropical clawed frog), 1581 nucleotides. RefSeq names its product protein kinase C delta type-like gene 6 (gene prkcdl.6). The record is from RefSeq and is a predicted model, not a curated record. Lineage: Eukaryota; Metazoa; Chordata; Amphibia; Anura; Pipidae. The transcript has 10 exons. Gene Ontology annotation, molecular function: protein serine/threonine kinase activity; kinase activity; protein kinase activity. Bases 40 to 1581 code for a protein of 513 amino acids.